AUGGGCACAGCUGGCACCGACGCGCGCGGCUGGCACAUGCAGAAGUGGAAGGUGCAGCAGGGGCGGCUGGCGCUGUUGGCCUUUUCCCGCGCCCCUGUGCCCGUCCAUCGUGCGUCACCAUCGUUGACUCACCCGUCCUCUUUAUCCCGUUUCUCGCGCACCGCCGCCUCUUACCCGGUUUCCGUUUUCCGUUUCCGGUUUCCGUUUUCCCGUUUUCCGUUUUCCGUUUUCCUUUUUCCCGUUUUCCACCUCUUCCCCUCACCCUCCGCCCUUCCCCUCACCCUCCGCCUUUCUCCUCGCCCUCCGCCCUUCCCCCACCCUCCGCCCUUCCCCUCAUCCUCCGCCCUUCCCCUCACCCUCCGCCCUUCUCCUCACCCCCAUGAACAGGCGAGCGACCGGUUCAACAUCAGCAGCCAGUUGGAGCACAUGCAGGCGAGAUACGUGGGCACGGGUCAUGCUGACACCACCAACAAGUGGGCAGUGAGCAUCCACCGGGACAGCUAUGCCUCCUACGUGGGGCAUCAUCCGCUGCUGACCUUCCAUCCUCCCACCGAUCGACCCUUCAUCUUGCUUUCUCUCCCUUGUCCCCUCAUCAAUGCAGCGAGUGGGCAGUGGACACCAUCCACUGAGACAGCUAUGCUCCCCACCGAGUGGGCGGUGAAUGUCCACCGGGACAGCUAUGCCUCCUACGUGGGGCAUCAUCCGCUGCUGGCCUUCUUUGCCGUGGCGGAGAAUGAGAGCAUCGGCCGCGAGCGAUACAACUUCAUGCAGCGCAUGCUGCUGCCAUGUGGGCUGCCGCCAGACCGCGACGAGGAGUGA
Molecule: messenger RNA, 819 nt
Organism: Closterium sp. Naga37s-1
Lineage: Eukaryota; Viridiplantae; Streptophyta; Zygnematophyceae; Desmidiales; Closteriaceae
Source: the annotation of a GenBank genome assembly